Molecule: messenger RNA, 1506 nt
Organism: Trichosporon asahii var. asahii CBS 2479
Lineage: Eukaryota; Fungi; Basidiomycota; Tremellomycetes; Trichosporonales; Trichosporonaceae
Exons: 2
Coding region: 1-1506 (501 amino acids)
Biological process (GO): transmembrane transport
Cellular component (GO): membrane
Molecular function (GO): transmembrane transporter activity
Source: RefSeq, a predicted model, not a curated record
AUGUCGCAGCGCCCGGAGCCUGAGCUUGCGGUUACCACCUUGGAGCCCUCGUGGCCGGAGGAUGAGAAGGCCGGCCACGGCAGCUUCUCGACAGAGUCGAAGGGCGACGCCGGCGAUGUCGUUGCCCAGCCCCGCGACGACGCCGAGUUGCAGCGCGCGCUGCGCAAGGUCGAUCGCCGCCUCAUCCCGCCCCUCGCCAUCCUGUAUCUCUUCUCGUACCUCGACCGAGGAUCACUGGCCAACGCCUCCAUCUUCGGCUUCAAGGAGGACCUCGGCAUCACGACACAGAAGUACAACCUCAUCGCGACCGUGUUCUUCUUCACCUACGGAGGCAUGGAGGUGCCCGGAGGCAUCAUCCUCAGCUACGUCCGUCCGUCGCUGUGGAUUGCGUGCAUCUGUCUCGCCUGGGGCAUCGUCAUGACGCUGAGCGGCCUCGUUCAGAACUUUGGAGGUGCCAUCGCUGUAAGGCUCAUGCUCGGUGUGACCGAGGCGUCGUUCUUCCCGUCCGCCCUCGUCCUCGUCGGAAACUGGUACCCGCGCAUGCAGGUGCAGACGCGCAUCAGUGCGUUCUACGUGAUCGGCGUGUUCUCCGGCGCCUUCUCGGGUCUGCUCGCCUACGCGAUCCACUACAUGGACGGCGUCGGCAAUCUCGCGUCCUGGCGCUGGAUCUUCAUCCUCGAGGGCAUCGCAACCGUGCUCCUGUCGAGCCUCAUCUUCAUCUUCCUCCCCGACGACCCGACGCGGAGCAAGUGGCUCACGGCCUCUGAGCGCGAUGCGAUCCUCGCCAAUCGUGCCGCUGAGGGCCAAGCGUCCAAGCAGCACUUUGAGUGGAAGUACCUCCGCCAGGUCGUGUGCGACUACAAGGUGUGGAUGUGCACGUGGCUCGCGGGCAGUGUCAACAUUGUCGUGUUCGGAUUCUCGUACACACUGCCCACCAUCCUGGUCCAGAUGGGAUACAAGGCGGCCAACGCGCAACUCCUCACUAUCCCCGUCUACUGUGCCGCGUGUAUCUGCACCUUCAUCGCGGGUCUGUACUCGGACCGCCGGCAACGGCGCUCAGACAUGAUCGUGGUCGGCUUCUCCGUCGCGCUCGCGGGCCUCAUCAUGCUCUACUGCCUGCCAAAGGACCGCAUCCCUGGCGUGCGCUACUUUGCGUGCUGCGUCCUCAUGAGCGGUAUCUACAUGGCCUUCCCCGGCUCGCUCGCGUGGAACAGCAACAACGCCGAGACGGCGGGCAAGCGCAACAUCUCGAUGGCGCUCCAGCUCACGCUCGCGUCCCUCGCGACCGCGGCGGGCACGAACAGCUACCUCGCGCACGAGGCGCCCCAGUACACCACGGGUUUCGGGUUCAGCAUGGCCAUGUGCGCGAGCAGCAUUCUCGUUGCCCUCGGGCUGGUUUGGCUCCUGAAGCGCGAGAACCGGAAACUCGACGAGCGCGAGAGGGAAAUUGUCGCGAGCGGCGAGCCAUUCGACGAGGCCCAGGUCCGCUUCCGAUACAUUCUCUAG